GCAGUGCUUGAUAUCGGGAAAUCGUUCAUCCCCAACUCGCGUCGGCUGCGAAUUGUUUUUUCCGUAUUUUAAGAAAAUAAACGAAAAAGGUGUAGGAAAAAGCUGAAUCCAAAAAACGACAAGACACAGAAACUGCCACGAUGGUGAAACUAACGCCGGAGCUGAUCAACCAGUCUAUGCAAUACAUUAACCCGUGCCGGGAGCGCGAGCUGGAUUUGCGCGGCUACAAGAUUCCACAGAUUGAGAACCUGGGCGCCACCCUAGACCAGUUCGACACUAUCGAUCUGUCGGACAACGACCUGCGCAAGCUGGACAACCUGCCGCACCUACCGCGCCUUAAGUGCCUGUUGCUGAACAACAAUCGCAUCCUGCGCAUCAACGAGGGACUGGAGGAGGCGGUGCCUAACCUAAGCUCCGUCAUCCUUACAGGCAACAACCUGCAGGAGCUGAGCGACCUAGAGCCGCUGGCAGCGUUCGCCAAGCUGGACACCAUCUGCCUGCUUAUUAACCCGGUAUCCACGAAGCCCAACUAUCGCGAGUACAUGGCCUACAAAUUUCCGCAGCUGCGGCUGCUCGACUUCCGAAAGAUCAAGCAAAAGGACCGCCAAGCGGCGCAGGAGUUCUUCCGUACCAAGCAGGGCAAGGACAUGCUAAAGGACGUAAGCCGGAAGUCAAAAAUGAGCGCCGCUGCCGCCAUGGCCGCCGAGGCGGGGAAUGGCAAGGGAAGAGGGUCGGACGGCGGCCGACUGGCCAAUCCAGAGGACAUGCAGCGCAUCCGCGAGGCCAUUAAGCGAGCCAGCUCGUUGGCUGAGGUGGAGCGGCUUUCACAGAUCCUGCAGAGCGGCCAGCUACCUGAGAAGUUUCAGCACGAGCAGGAGCCGGCGCAGAAUGGAGCUGGGCACAACGGCUCUGGGGCCGUGGCCAUGGAUUACUAAGACUAGGAUAUGCCGCUCAUCCGUCAGCUACCUUAUAACCGUAGACCAAUAUUUUGUAAUAAAACGCCGCCUCAAGUUGA
Molecule: messenger RNA, 1015 nt
Organism: Drosophila rhopaloa
Lineage: Eukaryota; Metazoa; Arthropoda; Insecta; Diptera; Drosophilidae
Gene: U2A
Product: probable U2 small nuclear ribonucleoprotein A'
Exons: 1
Coding region: 141-935 (264 amino acids)
Biological process (GO): mRNA splicing, via spliceosome
Cellular component (GO): U2 snRNP
Molecular function (GO): protein binding; U2 snRNA binding
Source: RefSeq, a predicted model, not a curated record